UAUAUUUGGUCUGUCACGGGCUAUAAAUAGGAAGUAGUGAACUUUGAAACACCAUCUCAUAAAUCAAUACAGAUUCAUUUUACUUAGAGAAUGAAACCUGCUCUUGCUUUGCUUCCUUUCCUCUUCCUUUUCUUGUUUGUUGUUACUACAGAAUCAAGAAAAGAUCUAAAAGAAUAUUGGCAAACUGUUAUGAAAGAUGAAGAGAUGCCAGAAGGAAUUAAAGGGCUUCUUCAACUCAAAUCUGAGACCGAGCCUUUAAAGAACUCCAAGGUGCAAGAACAACUUGUCAAAGGUAAAUGUGAUCAGCAUCUCGUAACAAACACAUUAGAUGUCAAAGAAAAAAAAGUGGUCACCGGAGAAUUUGAACCGAGACCAAGUGCUACAAAGUAUGAUGGUAACGGAGGAUAUAAAAAUAUGAAACUAUCGGUGAACGGUGAGUUUGAACCCAUACCAAGUGUUACAAAAUAUGAUGGUGACGAGGGUUAUAAGAAUAUGAAACCAUCGGUGAACGGUGAGUUUAAACCCAUUCCAAGUGUUACAAAGUAUGAUGGUGAUGAGGGUUAUAAGAAUAUAAAAUUACCGGUAAAUGGUGAGUUUGAGCCUAUACCAAGUGUUACAAAGUAUGAUGGUGAUGAGAGUUAUAAAAAUAUGAAACUAUCGGUAAACAGUGAAUUUGAACCUAUACCAAGUGUAACAAAGUAUGAUGGUGAUGAGAGCUACAAAAAUAUGAAACUACCGGUGAAUGGUGAGUUUGAGCCAAUACCAAGUGUUACAAAGUAUGAUGGUAGUUAUAAGAAUACGAAACUACCGGUGAAUGGUGAGUUUGAGCCCAUACCAAGUGUUACAAGAUAUGACGGAAAUGAUGGUUAUAAAAGUAUGAAAUUACCCGUGAAUGAUGAGUUUGAACCAAGACCAAGUGCUACAAAAUAUGAUGGUGACGAGGGUUAUAAAACUAUGAAGGUGAACGUGAAUGAUGAGUUUGAACCUAGGCCAAGUGCUACAAAGUAUGAUGGAGAUGAGGGUUAUAAGAAUAUAAAAUUGCAGGUGAACGGUGAGUUUGAGCCCAUACCAAGUGUUACAAGAUAUGACGGAGAUGAUGGUUAUAAAAAUAUAAAAUUACCUAUGAAUAAUGAGUUUGAACCAAGACCAAGUGCUACAAAAUAUGAUGGUGACGAGGGUUAUAAAACUAUGAAGGUGAACGUGAAUGAUGAGUUUGAACCCAGGCCAAGUGCUACCAAGUAUAAUGAUUGAAUAAAAAUAAGAAUAUGUCAUGUCUUAAAAGAAAAUUGUGUGCUAUAAGUUUAAGCAAAUGAUAAUCCUGAUUUGAUGUAUUCUAGUCUUUGAAUAAUAUAUAAAAAUAAAAAAUUUGAGCUGUUUAGAAUUAUUCUAGUGUCUUUACCCAGGCAACGCACUAAUUAUUUUAUAAUAUUAUUUAGUGGAAUUUUUCUUAACAUUUGGGUCUUUUAGUUUAUUAUUCAGUAUUAUUGUUAUAUAUGUAGUGUUUUGAAACAUUCGAAGGUAUUAAAAAAUCACUACUACAAAAAGUACCUUUCGUAACGCCAC
Molecule: messenger RNA, 1563 nt
Organism: Vicia villosa (hairy vetch)
Lineage: Eukaryota; Viridiplantae; Streptophyta; Magnoliopsida; Fabales; Fabaceae
Exons: 2
Coding region: 91-1251 (386 amino acids)
Source: RefSeq, a predicted model, not a curated record